GGUCCCAGAUUGUUUGUUUUGUUUUGCUGAUUCGGGAACGAGAAUGCAUUGAGUUGGGAAAGUUGCACAAGUCGACACUUCAAUCUUUCAUCGGCGCGAGCAGAUGAUUAGGGUGACCGACUAGUAACUGGCACUACAGCUUUCAAGGUCAGAAUCGGGAGGCGGAGGGUUAACUGACCACAAUGACCACCACUAGCCAUCAACCAAAUUGACAAAUCCACGCUUGACUACUCUCGCACGACGGGCAAUUAUCAAGAGAACGCAGUUACGAAACCGCCCCUGCCACGACAAGAGAAACUGGAAUAAAAUAGCAAGAGAGGCUACAAGCCGCCAUGGAAUCGACAUCGACCGUGCACCGGCGCAUCGAGCUCCAAGCGCCUGAGGACUUUGCCUAUCUCAUCAACAAUGUACGACGUGCCGCCGCCGACAGUAUCAACGCGGCCUUCCCGCCAGUCGAGGGUGCCGACGGCCAAGAGGAUGAGCUCCGCAUACGGAUUGAGGAAAUGGUCAACAAUUACAUUAUUCAAACAUUCACGCUCGCUGCGCCAAACUUGACAAUUAACGGUAUGCCCGUGGACCCAGAGCUCUUCUUCUCGUCUUCUUCGUCACUGGCAUCGCCAGCAGCUGGAGGGAUAUUCCUCACACCGGCGCCGGAAGAGCAGUACGAGGUAUUCGACAGCCGCAAGCGGGCGCGGGUCGAGGAUCUGGCGCGCGAGGAGGAGGACUUGCUGCGAUCGAUCGCGGCGCUGAAGCGGCGUGUGCCGCAAGCGACGGCGAGCGCGUGGGCGUUGGCCACCAAAUCUGGAUUAGCAGCGGACGACGCGGCCGUCGAGGCUGUGCGGACCUGUGUCGAGACGGACGGCGCCUUGUCUGGCAAGAAGACGCUCGAGGGUCUCGGGCCACUGGACCGGCAAGACGUUGUAGAGCAGCAUUUCGAAACGGCAGUGGAAUCUCUGGGUAGGCUGAAGCGUGACAUGCCUGCUACUGUGGCGAAGAUGGAGAGGGCGCGGGUCGCCGCCGGCUAUGUUGCUACGGAAAGGUAGCGUGUUCACAACUAAAGCGGGCAGCUCAAUGGCGUUUGGGGUGUCGAUAUUUUGUGCAUAUUGUCAGAAACGGCACGGCGUUUGGAAUGUGUAAUUAGGAAAGCGUCCGAGGACGCCGACGUUUGUCUAUUUUAUACUCAUGCGGGACUAGACAGCUAUUAAGAAAAAGGGAACCUGAAAAAAGA
This is a messenger RNA of Lasiosphaeria miniovina, 1228 nucleotides long. RefSeq lists its product as uncharacterized. The transcript has 2 exons. Gene Ontology annotation, biological process: mitotic sister chromatid segregation. The record is from RefSeq and is a predicted model, not a curated record. The coding region runs from base 333 to 1043 and encodes 236 amino acids. Lineage: Eukaryota; Fungi; Ascomycota; Sordariomycetes; Sordariales; Lasiosphaeriaceae. Gene Ontology annotation, cellular component: kinetochore; MIS12/MIND type complex.